UGUCCAUCUCACCUCCAUACCCCCACCACCGCGCCCUCCCCGCCCUCAGAAAUUCCUCCCGCACUCCCAUCUCCUUCCUCGCCCCCUCGUGCACACAUCUGGCCCUUUUGUAUUUUAUUCCGCCGCACUUUUUCGCCCCCCGCCCCAGAUCCCUCUUCACGACGAGCGCUAACUAUGGCGCAUCCCCCCGCCCCGUACUACCAACCCUCAAGAAUAACGACAAGGUCAAGUUGGACCAUCCGCGAUGGCACUCCAUAUUCCAUCGCACGUAUCAUGGAGUUCCUGCCAGCGCAGGGCGUCCCAAUAUUCGACCAGGACGGGAAACGCAACGAACCAUAUGCGCGAGUCCGUCUCGCAUGGUAUUAUCGCCCCAGUGACGUGAGCGAUCGUCCGUCCGCGGACUGUCGCCUCCUUCUGGCCGCAAUAUAUUCCGAGGUUUGCGAUCUCAGCCAGGUUCGCGGAAAGUGCUACGUAGUACACCGAGAGAGGAUAUCCGACCUCGCAGGGUGGAAAAAACGCCCCGACCGCUUUUAUUUCACUCGCCUCUUCGACCCGUGGAUCCGCAAGGAAUUCGAGGUCAUCCCCUCAGCCACUGUUCGUAACCUUCCGCAACACAUUAGGGACGUCCUCCUCGAGCGCUACGAAUAUGUGGUCGCGGAAAAGGAUGUGGUACCCGACCUCACUGACACCCUCCGGACCUGCGAUACCUGCACGCAAUGGUGCUCACCUCUGGAGACGGUGCAGUGCGACAGAUGCAAGAAAUUCUUUCACAUGGGCUGCGUGAACCCGCCACUCCUGGCCAAGCCGAGUAGGGGAUACGGAUGGACCUGCGCGCCAUGCUCCCGGCGGCACGAGGAGGAGGUGGACAGCCACGAGGGCCUGCGCCAGCUCGUGCCCGCGCAGCCGAAAGUGGUUAAGACGAAUGCGCCCGCCGCGAGGGGCCGCGGGCGCCCCCGGAAGGAUCGCCAGCUGGCGGAGAAGGAGGAGAACCUGGAGGUGAAGCACUUCAAGAUGUGGCCGUUCCGGUACUUUGGGUUGUACACCGUCGCGGAAGACACGCUUGACCCGGACGACCUCAUUUUCCCACGCGCCACUACGCGCGUGGGCCCGAAAUACCAAGUCGUCGUUCCCCCGGCCCCGGGCGCCGAGCCUUCCAGCGUUACGGGUUUGGAGGAGAGGGGAGGCGAUGCGACCAUCGAAGUCCUCAGCCUCGUCAACGAGAUGUCAGAAGAAGAAGUCGAGACGCACAAGGGCUCGCUCGCCACCAACCCGACGCUCAAAUGCAACAUCGACUGGCUUACAGAGGCGACGCGCCGCCUCACGGACGCAUGGACGGCCCACCGCGACUUCGCGGCCGUGAACAUGAAGAGCGCCAUGCGAACCGAGAAGUGGAAGAAAUCCGAGACCCGCUACCUCGACCGUGAGUGGACCAACCAGGAAAUAGCCGCAUUCGAAGACGCCAUUGCUGUCCACGGGGCCGAGCUGCGCCCAGUACGGGAAGAGGUCGGUACGCGGUCCAUGUACGAGGUUGUCCGAUUUUACGGGCGUUGGAAGAGCAUGAAGCUCGGUGAGGAGAACGCGCGCAUUAGGGCCGCCCGCCUCAGCGGGCGGGCUGACCCGCCCGAAACACCAUCGCGCGCGCCAUCACCCGACGAAGAGGGCUCGAUCCUCAAGGAGCUCACUCGGGGGAACAACAGCUGCGGGUGCUGCCGCACACGCGAGUCUGAUGUCUGGUGGAAGGCACCGAAGGGCCUCCCGACGAAUGUCCUUUGCGACAACUGCGGCGUGAGCUGGAGGAAAUACGCAGACUUGAACGUGCGGCCUAUACGUGAGGAGUUGAUUGACAAGAACAAGCCAGCAAAGCGUGAGGGGACGCCGCUCAGCGGGCCAUUGGUCAAGAGAGCAAAGACCGCGUCUUCUGUGCACUCGACGCCUCCGCCUGCCGGACCUGCACCAGUCGCUUCACAAGUCCGCUGUCUUGCAUGCCAGAAGACUGGUCCGAUGGGCAAGGUUCUAAAGUGCCGACAAUGUAACUUCCGCGUGCACGCUGGUGUCUGUGGAGUCAUAGUUGAUCAAUCUACGGUGGAGUCCUGGGUAUGCGACCUCUGUGCGAACGAGAAGACAUUGGAAGCGUCACUAAGCGCAGAUUGUCUGCUAUGUCCUCGACCCAGACGAGAUAUUAGGAAGAGCAUAGUAUACCCGCCCCCAGAUACCUACCUGCGCGCCUGCAAGCCGACGGAAGGCCAAGCCUGGGUCCACGUCAUCUGCUCUGUAUUUGUACCGGAGGUCAACUACUCCGACGCAGCGCGGUUACGGCUCGUGGAGGGCAUCAGCGCUAUCCCACAGUGGCGAUGGGCCAACAAUUGCACGAUAUGCAAUCAGAACGGAGGGUCUGUCAUACGCUGUAGCGAGUGUCCUGCGGAGUAUCACGUAUCUUGUGCGUGGAAGCAGGGACACAAGUUUGGCUUCGAGAUGCAAGGGGUGAAGCCGAGUCGUAGGGAUACAACUACGAUAGUCGAUUGGAAUGAGGUCGAAGGCUGUAUGGUUCCCGUGAUCAUCUGCAAAGGCCACGUCGGACACAGACGGGAGCUCAUCGACAUCUGCGCCACGAACGAUCUGGGAGAGACGGCUCUUCAGGUGUAUUGCAAGAGCUACAAGCAAGUACCAAUAGCCCAGACGCACGGCCUGCUCCGGAAAGCGCGACGGCUCGACUCCAUCCUCAACAACGGCACCGAAAGCCUCCCAGCCGACAGCGACCUGCCCCCAUCCUCCGAGCCUCGCUGUUACCGCUGUCACAGCGAGUUCUCGCCCUUCUUCCAUCCUGUAUCUGCGACCGCGAACGGUACGACCUCGCUUGCGGACCGGCGGACGUGGCAAUGCCAUCAAUGCUUCGUCGAAACCCGGGAAACUCAUAACCACGUCGCUGCAAAUGGGAUAGUGUCCUGAUGUAACGAAAAAACCUGUGAUGCCUACACGAUUACAUGUACUAUUGUUAUAGGGAGGGAUUAUCCAAUGCAAUGGGGUACGAAGAUACACUGACAGCGGGAAAGAUAUGAGCGCGAAAGAUGCCGGGUUAGUAAAUAAUAGCUUAGGGCUUGGUCCUCUUGUAAAACAACAUGUACGCCGGCUUGCCCUGCGUGACUGUCGGCUCCCUGCCUGAUAUCGAAGAAUGAUGUUGAUGCUCACCACUACGUCCUUGGGGUCAGCCUGGGAAAUGCGACUGUCAUCGCAGUACAGCCAUCCGCCGCGCGAUGAUAUGAACGCAGUGU
Messenger RNA from Fomitopsis serialis, 3269 nucleotides. RefSeq lists its product as uncharacterized. Gene Ontology annotation, cellular component: Lid2 complex. The coding region runs from base 175 to 2946 and encodes 923 amino acids. The transcript has 16 exons. Lineage: Eukaryota; Fungi; Basidiomycota; Agaricomycetes; Polyporales; Fomitopsidaceae. The record is from RefSeq and is a predicted model, not a curated record. Gene Ontology annotation, biological process: histone catabolic process. Gene Ontology annotation, molecular function: chromatin binding; ubiquitin-protein transferase activity.